GCUAGGGUGCGAGCGAGAAGGAAGUUCAGAGGCAAGUCCGUUUCUCGCUGUCGCGCAUUUUCAAUCGCAAAUUAAAAAGGUCCAAUCCGUGUUUUAUUGCUUCUGCACUGGAAAAUAAUUCUGAAACAAGCCAAUUAUCAACUGAAACAGUAAUUUCAGCUAACUAAGCAGUUCGUUUGUGAGACCCAGCGGCUAACAUUGUUUUGCGUUGUUGCUGCUUUUUCGUGCAUUUCAAUUUUCUCACGCACACUACGAGCCACACAGGCCACUGCAACAGCAAUACAAUACAGAUAGAAAAUUGUGCAAAACGUGUGACGUGACGACAGCGGGGGAGGGAGCUGGGCGUGCGGAAAAGUGGCUGUUGAAAGCGGAUUCAUUGUUUUUGUGUGUGCUGCUGUGUGUGGCGGCGGGCGCGCUGCUCACUAAAUUAAUAUUAAAGUGUUUUCUUGCUUCAUCCGCGGCGGCGAUGGCGGCAUCAGCGUAGCGUCGUCGUGAUGGCUACUUUUCGUAUACAAAUUCAACAGCGCUGCCAGCUGCUCAUUUGGCGAAGAGUGUAAACAAAGCAACGUACGCACACGAACUCAUACACACACACAAACACUCAAGAAACAACAACUGCGGCUGUGACGGCGACGUCUGCGUCGACGUCCUUCACCUUGCCUUGCGCCUGCUGCUGCGGCUGCCUGCUUGGCUGGGUCUCGCAUAUUGAAUUUCACAUCUCCAACAUCAUCAUCAUCGUUCGUCGUGGUCUCUUUUGUCUUGGGCAACCUGUUCCAGUCCAGACAGGAAGUUUAGCAGAGUGCAGCAGCCAACGGAAGCAGCAGAAAACGCUUCGCUGCCGCUCCGCGGCUGCAGCUGUCUCUCGAAAUCAACUGAAUUUGCACAUCUGCAGCUCGGAACAUGGCCUCUCCUGUCGUCGUCGAUGGCGGGCAUAGCGAAACGGCCUGGCUGGAGGAUCUGCUGCGCGAGGUGCAGCUGGAGCAGUUCCUGGAGAGGAUACGCGACGAUCUGCAGGUAUCGCGCCUGGCCCACUUCGACUAUGUACUGUCCGAAGAUCUGGAGCGAUGUGGCCUGGGCAAGCCCGCCAUACGACGCUUGUUGGAGGCGGUGCGCAAAAAGAAGGCCCAUCAGUGGCGCAAGAACAUCCUGUCCAAGCUAAUUGGGGGUGGCAAACAGCCCUCGUCCAAGAAGCAGGCGUCCGCAGCGCGGGACUCGACCCAGGGCAAUGGCACGCAGCUCACCUGCCUCAUCCAUGAGAAGGACAUCACCAUGGGCCUGAAGCUGGGCGACGGCUCCUUCGGCGUUGUGCGACGCGGCGAAUGGAGCGCCUCCCCAGCGGGCAAGGUGAUACCGGUGGCCGUCAAGGUGCUAAAGUCGGAUAACCUCACACAGCCGGGCAUUAUCGAUGACUUCUUCCGCGAGGUGCAGGCCAUGCACGCCCUGGAUCACUCCAAUCUGGUGCGGCUGUACGGCGUGGUGCUGUCCCAGCCCAUGAUGAUGAUCACGGAGCUGGCCGAGCGGGGCUCUCUACUCGACACGCUGCGCAAACAGUGCCGGCACACGGCUCUCACCCACAUCUGGAACUGGUCCGUUCAGAUAGUGACUGGAAUGGCAUACCUCGAGCAGAAGCGCUUCCUGCAUCGCGAUCUCGCCUGUCGCAACGUGCUACUGGCCGCUGGCAACAAGAUUAAGAUCGGAGACUUUGGCCUGAUGCGCGCUUUGCCCCAGGAGGACGACUGCUACGUCAUGUCGGAGCACAAGAAGGUCCCAUUCCCGUGGUGCGCCCCAGAAUCGCUGCGCUUCCGCCAGUUCUCGCAUGCCUCGGACACUUGGAUGUUCGGCGUGACCCUGUGGGAGAUGUUUAGCUUCGGCGAGGAUCCCUGGGUGGGCCUGAAUGGCUCCCAAAUCCUCAGAAAAAUAGAUCGCGAGGGCGAGCGCCUGCAUCAGCCAGAUGCGUGUCCGCCGGAUGUCUACGCCAUGAUGCUGCAGUGCUGGGACAAGACCCCUGCAGAGCGUCCCACCUUUGCGGCUCUCAAAGAAUACUUGGUCAGCAUGUCACCGCCGCUGAUGCGAGCCGCCCGCGUCUAUCACGACUCGAAGGGGCUGAAAAUAGAGGCUGGCGAUACCAUUGCAAUCAUCGAUGGACGGCCCGAGCUGAAGCUGAUCAAGGGUCAAAACCAGCGCACAUUUGAGAUUGGCAUCUUCCCAAGAAACUUACUGGAACAGCGUAAGGCGGCAUCCAGCGGCGAUGUGGUGAUGCGUAGCAGUGCCGGCAACGGCUCCCCGUUCGGCUUCUGCUGGGGUGGUGGAGCCGGGGCCAUGGCCAACGGAGAGGAGCGUCAGCGAAAGUGCGCCUCUCUGUCGAACCAGAGUCAUGCCAAGGAGCGAAAGUCCACGACCAGCAAGCAGUUUGCCUACAACAAGCUAAUCAACGAUUCGGCCGGACUCCAGCGACGCAAUGCGGUGAAGCAAAAGGGGUCUGUAGGGAAGGCUACAGGUGUGACAGUUGGUGGACCACAGCGGCCGCCGCCGCCCCAGUUCCAGCAGGAGGGAAUACUCAUUGACAUUUCGCCGGAGGUGCGACCCUCCGCCGGAGGAGCAGGCGGCGACAGCUCAUCCAUGCAGAUGGACAGCUCCUUCUGCAUACUGGAUGCCCCUAUAGAUGUGCCCACAUUUUGUGACGUGGAAGGAUCGCUGAAUGUAUCUCCAACAUAUUUCGAUGAGCAGGCGCAAUUUGAGUUCGAUCCAGCCAACCUGACUGCCUCGCCGGGACGCCUGCAGCCGCCUCCAUACCAAAUGCCGCCCACUUAUUCCAACACGAUGGAGUUUGCCCAGAAGCGAGAGCUAAACCAGCAGCAGUCGACGCCAGUCCGGGAGCGGGAUCCCUUCGACACCAGCAGCCUGGAGCGAGCAGUGACACUCUACUCGAAUCUAAACCAAUCUCUUGGGGCGGCGCCAUCGCCAGCCCCCAUCUAUAAUAGUCCCUCGGUGAGGAAGAGCCUCUUUGGCGGUUCCAACUCGAAUAAGGAGAACAUGCCUGCCCUGGAGUCGGCAGCCAUGCAGCUGAAUCUCAGUAAUCUCUCGCUGGAGAGGACCGACCCGAUCACCGCAAUUGCCAGUCUCCCCAUGGAGCCUUUGCCGGCAGCACCAACUCCGGCCAACACGGCUGAGAGCGUACUGUUGGACAAGUCAUUUAUUGCCGAGCUGGAGAAGGACAUGUACAGCAAUGGCCAGAACAGGGCCCAGGAGGAGUACCAACGCAACUCCACGCAAGUGUAUGCCAACAAGGAUAUGGUGUACAAACAGAAUCUCACGCCCCUCAAGAACGGAUGCGCCACUUCGAAUCAUUCCAGCCCCUCGUCGAACAACUCGCCCAAGCAGAACAACGUGGAGGCAGCUGCCGCCGUCGCAUCCACCCAGAGUGUGGUUAAUCGCAUCUGGUACGAGCAGGUGGCGUCAACGCCUUCGGAGUACUACGCCCAGCCGCCAGCAGAGCAGCCAGAGGAGCAGAUAUACCAGAACCACCAGCAGCCGCAGCAGCACCAACAGCAGCCGGAGACGAACCAUUCGUUCGUGGCCAUAUCGAAUCGCGUGGUGGCGCCCAAGAACAAUGUGUACGCCUCUUCCGCCUCGCUCUAUGAUGCAGUGGCGGCCAGCACUGCUGGAUCAACCUACUAUGGUCAGGUACCAAAUGGGGGCAGUGGGCCUGCGAUCUACGAUGAGGUCACUCUCGAUGAUUACCUUCGACCGCAUCGACCAGCUCCCCUGGCUCCGCCGCCGCUCUCAGCCCAGCAAAUCCACAGGCGGAUGGAGAAAAUGCGACAGCAGCAUCUUCAGGACCUGGAGGGAGCCCACCAGCUAUAUGCGCCCGUCCCCUCAGACUGUGGACGCGAGCAGGAGAAACUCCAGCAGAUGCUGCAGGAGUUGGGCAGCGCGGCCGUCGAACUGGAGGUGCGCAAUGCGCUGCGGGCAGCCGGUGGGGAUGUGUCCUUGGGCACGCGCCACUACAAGAUCGAUCAGCUGUCGCGACUGGGCGUGGCCGGCAGGGGUCAAUGCGAGCAGGCCCUGCAGCAGAGCAACUGGAGCCUGGAGGUGGCUGCGGAACUGCUGCUGCAGAGUGCUGGCUAGCGCUGCUAGCUGGCCUGUACCAAUGUCGCUUAGUUAGUUUAGUUAAUGCCUUAGAGCGCAGAUCAACAAGCCGUUGCAGGGCGUGUUUUAGUUUUAUUUGCUGAACCUGAAUGCUGGGAACGAUCUCGGCGGAAUCUGUGUCUACAAUUAGUAACUAUGUCUCGAAUCUUUGUCAAAAUACUCCUAAGUGAAUGCACGAAGCAAACACACAAUGUCAACGCAACGACUGUACGAUAUGUUUUAUUUUAUGUAAGCGAUGCGAUCAUAUAAAACGAUUUUAUAAGUGUUAUAUUCAACGACUGCAUAAUCCAAAUGCAAAGGCCACUAGAAUUAUUUACACAACAGGCGAUAAAGAUACGAAACGAAACGAAUCGGAUUGGGGCAUGAACGUGAAUGUAUGCAACCAUUUGUUUUUAAAUCAAAAUAAAGUAUAUCUAAUUGUUACAAAA
This is a messenger RNA of Drosophila obscura, 4577 nucleotides long. RefSeq lists its product as uncharacterized. Gene Ontology annotation, molecular function: ATP binding; protein tyrosine kinase activity. Lineage: Eukaryota; Metazoa; Arthropoda; Insecta; Diptera; Drosophilidae. Bases 901 to 4128 code for a protein of 1075 amino acids. The record is from RefSeq and is a predicted model, not a curated record. Gene Ontology annotation, biological process: protein phosphorylation. The transcript is spliced from 3 exons.